Zootermopsis nevadensis is the source of this 3470-nucleotide messenger RNA. Lineage: Eukaryota; Metazoa; Arthropoda; Insecta; Blattodea; Termopsidae. The record is from RefSeq and is a predicted model, not a curated record.
UGGUGGUAGGAAUAGGAAAUAAUUUUCCCUGACUGAAGUCUUUGAUUAGAGCCGUUUUCGUUAGUACGAAAUCUGAGAUUGCAGUGUUCGAUUUGCAAAUCAAAUUUAGGAUGGGAAAUUUGUUACGUUUGUCUACUUUUUUGUAAUCAUAUUUGAAAUUAAAAAAGGGAAUGUAAUUCUAUUGAGUGGCUUGCCCAGAACAUGAGCCGAAAGUAGGUCCAUUUGGCAGUGGAUAAAUUGUGUAUAUAUGACUGAAGCAUGGCUUCUCAUAAAUCUGGUGGGCAGAGUGGUCGAAAGAAAGUUCAGGUAUCUUUUGUGAUUCGAGAUGAGGUGGAAAGAAGACACAGGGCUGGAGUUAACUCUUUGCAGUACGAUGCCCAUCUCAACAGACUCUAUUCUGCUGGCAGAGACAGUAUUAUUCGCAUUUGGAACUGUAAAAAUAUUAAGGAGCCAUAUACAUUGUCCAUGGAACAUCACACAGAUUGGGUCAAUGACAUUGUUCUUUGCUGUGGAGGGAAAAACUUAAUAUCUGCAAGCUCAGACACAACAGUGAAGGUAUGGAAUGCACACAAAGGUUUCUGUAUGUCCACCCUGCGCACUCACAAGGAUUAUGUGAAAGCACUAGCUUAUGCCAGGGACCGAGAACAAGUUGCUUCUGCUGGCCUAGACAGAGCCAUCUUCUUGUGGGAUGUUAACACCCUCACUGCUCUGACGGCAAGCAAUAACACUGUAACUACAUCAUCCUUAAAUGGAAAUAAAGAUUCUAUCUACAGUUUAGCAAUGAAUCCGUCUGGUACAGCAAUUGUAAGUGGAAGCACAGAGAAAGUUCUGAGGGUGUGGGAUCCUCGGACAUGUGCUAAGCUCAUGAAACUCAAAGGUCAUGUAGAUAAUGUGAAGGCACUGGUACUGAACCGUGAUGGGACACAGUGCUUGUCUGGUAGCUCAGAUGGAACCAUCAAACUUUGGUCGCUUGGCCAGCAGCGUUGCAUUACAACAAUACGAGUCCAUGAUGAGGGUGUCUGGGCACUCUUGACAACAGACAAUUUCAGUCAUGUGAUCUCUGGCGGUCGGGACCGUAAGAUCUUCAUGACUGAUCUGCGAAUCCCAGAAAGGCGAGUAUUGAUAUGUGAAGAGAGUGCACCCAUUCUAAAGAUGGUGAUGACUCCUGACCAAGGGUCCCUCUGGGUUGCAACAUCAGAAUCUUGUAUCAAGAACUGGGCAAUACCUAAGAGGGACUCUCAACUUGGUGGUGAUAGUGGAGACGAAGAAAUCCUAAAACCCCUUAGUUUGAAGCCAGAGCUAGUAAUCAAAGGAGGACCUGCAGUACGGCAUUAUCAUAUCCUUAAUGAUAAACGACAUAUUCUCACCAAAGACACGGAGAAUAAUGUUAUGGUUUAUGAUGUACUCAAGGCUUGUAAACUUGAUGAUCUGGGUCAAGCUGACUUUGAAGAAGAAGUGAAGAAAAGGUUUAAGAUGGUGUAUGUUCCAAAUUGGUUCAAUGUUGAUUUGAAAACAGGGAUGCUGACCAUUCACCUGGGUCAAGAUGAGAACGAUUGCUUCUCUGCAUGGGUAUCUGCCAGAGAAGCUGGUUUAACUCCAAAUGACUCUGUAGACCAGAAAGUGAACUAUGGCAAUUUGCUGCUGCAAGCCUUGUUAGAACACUGGUGGAGACCUAUUCAGUUGGAUGAAGAUACUGAAUGUCAGGGAGACCAACAGGGUACAGGACAGACACGAGGGGGCAAUGAAUACUUCUCUGUACCUGGUCACACGCCAGUAAUAUUUAGUGAAGUGGGAGGCAGAACAUUAUAUCGUUUGCUUGUAAGGGACGCUGGUGGUGAGACUGAAGGUGUUCUUCUCAAUGAGACUGUGCCUCCAUGGGUAGUGGAUAUUGUUGUAGAGAAAAACCUGCCCAAGUUUAUAAAAAUACCCUUCUAUUUACAACCACAUGUAACAUCAGGUGUUAAAAGUCUUAAGAAGGACCGUUUGAUUGCCAAUGACUUCAUCCAGGUCCGAAAGGUUGCCGAGCAUGUGUAUGAGAAGGUGUUGGGGGCAGGUUCAGAAUCUGGAUCUGUAGCAGGGCCAAAUUCUCCUGGAACAGAACGCACUGAUCCUGAACGCCAAGAAACUGGUUCAAUAGCUGAAGAUAGGGUUGAACUCCUUUGUAAUGACCAGGUUUUGGAUUACAAUAUGGAUUUGCGGACAGUAAGACAUUUUAUCUGGAAGUCUUCGGCUGACCUGACAUUGUAUUACCGGCCUCUGAAAUAGGACUGAAUUUUUCAGGAGUAACCUGACUCACUGGUAAGAAAGGUAUUGACCAGCGUAUAAAACUGAGUGGUGUUAUUGUCAGCGUAUGCAUUGUUGUCCUGGUUAGGAGAAAGCAAGGCUGUGUUGAGAAAUGAUAUUGAAAGGAAAAUACUUGGUAUGCUUUGAAUAAAAUAAGGGAAGAUAAGCAAGUUGAAAGGAUUAUAGAAGUAAGUGUAGGAUAUAGUGUAAUGGCAGGUUUCAUUUUAUAGGGACAGAUUAAAUGCUUUUAAUGGAAAUAGUAGAUGCCACUGUAAGAAAUUAAUUUUGAAUAAAUUAAUGUGUUAUGUAAUUUAUAUUUAUAACCAGUUUUGUGUCUAAGUCGGAAAGUGAUUUAGAUUAAGAAGACAUUGCACAAGGUGCUUCCAGCAGGGUGUAAAGAGUUCCAGGUAAAUUGAUUUCCCAUGGAAAUCUUAAACUGUGGCAUCAUGGCACUGUAUUCACAUGGACAGCUUUGAGCCUCGUGACUUCUAUAGUGUGCAAUAGUACUCAAAUAGUGCUUCCUUUCAUAUGAAUAACUUCAAAUUGUGUGUGAGUGGAGGAGCAUGUUCAGAUGAAUGAAAUCAGUCUAGUGUUGUGUUCAAGUGUUGAAAAUGGAGAAGAUCAUUCAUUUAUUAAUCAUUUAUUACAAUAAAAUAUGUUGGAAACAAUGGUGACAAGACACAAGCAUAAGACCCAGUUUAAUCUGAAGAAAUGUUGGCAAUUAUUUUGAGCUAUGUGAAAAUUAAAUAAACAUAAUUUUAUUAAACCCAUAGCUUUAUUGUGUUAGCAAAAACAUGACAUUUUACAUAUGAUCUAAUAUAGAUAGUAGUUAAAAAUCCUGAUCACUGUUCCUGAUGCUGCACUAAUGUUGGAUUAUGGUGAGUUUGAGGCCUGCACUAGAAGUAGAAGGUAUGAAAAAGAUUGGGAAGCAGAAUGUGUGGGAAAUUGGGAUGUUUUUAAAUUGCAAGCUGGUAAGCUGCAGGAAUAGGAUAAUUAUGCCCAUUUGUCAUUGGUGUUUUCUUCUGGAGUGGCAAAAUUGGUGGUGUUCCUCAAACCCAUCAUCAGGCCAUAAGCACCUCUGUUGUGUAACAUCUCCGAAGACAUUUAUCUUUAGUUGUAAGCAUGUCAAGAGUUUUAAAAAUAGUGGGCAUUGGAUCUGUGCACUACAAUUAUAAAAAUAUAUUUGA